AUGGAGCACUCCAAGUUGUGGGACCUUCGUCCCAAAGUGCGGGAACGUCGCUUCAAGUGGACUUCAGUCGGCCAACAGCAACAACAAAAGUCGUGCAAUAACAAGGACGAUCCACCAAAUUCACACCAAAAAUCAAAAAGCAAUAAUGAUGCUCGAAAUCUGAACAGCCGGGUCCGGACUUGGACGGGAAUCCUUUUCAUUAAAUAUUGUACAAUUUCCUGUAUCAAAGGAUUGGACAGGAUCAGAGCGGAUUACUGUGAACUGUACUGCGGUGGAUCUUGCAAUAACAGAAAAUGCUCGAUAGAUAACAGAAUUUUAACCACUGAAGAUUAUAAAAUGAAGUUGUCAGUUUCGAAAUUACUUUUCACUUGGACAAAUCGCGAUUUUCAGCAAUGGAAUAUUUACAAAAUUGCCAAUGAGACUGAUUGCUCAAUACUUAAGAUUACUGUGGCUGGAAUACCGCGGGCUGACGAUACUAGACUUCGUCCUGCAGUACAAUAUCUUCGGCUACUUGGCAUACAAGAAAUUGUUGAAUUCGAAAUGUAUGCUCCUUCCCUAACAAUAACAGAGAAGGAAAUACAUUUUGAUAGCGGACCCGAAAUACUAGAUAUUAAAUAUUUAAGUGAAAGUACUGUUAAUUCUGUUGUUAUCAAUACCUACAUACGAGAGAGUAUGAACAACACGAAGCAAAUUAAAAUCUAUGCCUAUACAUCGGAAAAACCAACACUUUUGAUUGAGACACAUAUGUUCCUAGGAAAAAACCAGUUACAAAUGUUAGUGUUUAGUGGCCUAAAUGUGGAAGGCCUGACAACUGAAUCAUUUGAUCACUUGACCAGCUUGGUUAGACUGGUGUUUGACAACGUGGUUUUAAAACACUUUGAAUUUCUUGGAUCUUCUACCCUUCAAGCAACAUUAAAAAACUUAAUUAUUCACGUUAAUAAUAAGAUGGAUAUGAAAACCUUUGAGAAUUUCCACGCACUCGAAAUCAUUCAACUGUACGCAUAUAAAGCAUAUAAAAAUGUGACCACUUUUGUAUGCCACCCAGGUCGAAACGAAUGCCACUUUGCAUUGGGUAUAAAUGGCAUAUCGUGCCCCUUCAAAUGUAGCUGCAUAUAUAAUCAACACGAUGGGAUAUUUGAAAUUAAUUGUUCGCAGCAAGAUUAUUCACUAAUUCCUCCGCUACCUGUUCCUAUAAUAGGAAAGGCAGUCUUAUUCCUUCAGCUGAACCAACUAUUUCAACUACCUGAUAACUCAUUGAAAGGCUAUGAUAACCUAAAAGGUCUGGACGUCUCACAAAAUCAACUAACUAGUCUCAGCACUAGCCGACUUCCUAAAACUCUUGAAACUCUGGACAUAAGUUUUAAUCAAGUUACCACCUUAAGCCAAGAUGUUGUUGCAUAUGUCGGGAGUUUAAGUUCUUUUAAACAGUUUGGCAACAAAUGGAUUAUAUACUGCGAUGAACACUAUUUAAUAGAUUAUUUUUGGAAAAACGCACAAUGGAUAAGGAUAAAAGAUACAAAAUUUAACCUAGUAAUGGAGUUCAUGAACAUAACAGCAAAAGCAUCCUACUUACGCGCUUUUUUCGUUCCCAAUUAUUCCGAUUUUUACUGGGAAACAAGUGAAGAUCAUAUAUUAAAUACGUUUGGAGAAUCAGAACUAUACUAUACGUUAAAGUGGGUGGAAGAGUUAAAAAACGCCAUUUGGCUUUUUGAGGGCGAGUACGAUGAAUUUAUUCUUUACCAUUUAAACGCGACGUGCCCAUACAGAUGCACUUGUUGCAUUGAACGGCAAACUGGUCAAUUCAUAAUAAACUGUAUGAAUGCAAAUCUUGAAUAUUAUCCCAGACUACCAUAUUUGAUUGCCUACAACACGACUCUAUAUUUAGAUGGAAAUGACAUUAAAAGACUUACCAGCCCCGAAAACCUUAUCAUUACGGGUCUUGCCUCGAUACAAAAACUGCAUAUGUCUAAUAACAUGUUAACCGAACUCCCACAUCACUUGCUUCCGGAGAACAUAACUUAUUUAGACCUGAGAAAUAAUUUUUUGAUGACCCUUGAUGAUGAGGUGGUAGAAUUCCUGACAUAUCGUGAAAAUAUCACUGAAAUAAAACUAUCUGGUAACCCCUGGGAAUUUUACUGCAAUGCAAAGUCGUUUCUAUCCUUUCUAAGGGAACGUGAGCCAAUGGAAUACGAAUCAGUAAUGCGACGAGUAAAUAUAACUCAGGAUAAGUGUCCCGAAGAAUGCAUUUGCUGUAUCGACACCGCCAAUUCCGAACCGGUGUCACUAACUGUCGACUGCAGCGGCAAAGGUCUACGACAGAUACCACCAUUACCAACGCCUAGAAUUGGACAAACAACUCUAAUAUUUGAAAGAAAUAUUCUCAGGAAAUGGCCCUCCAGCUCGCUGCCAGGAUACUCAAGUGUGGCACAAUUUUAUUUGGCCCACAACCAACUGUCCUAUAUCGAUCAACUACCAAGCAACGUGGACCAUCUGGACAUAAGUUACAAUAAUAUCUCGGUUCUCAGCGAUCGAGUACGGGGCUUCCUUGAAAACAGAAUUAUUUCUUCCCAGAUGAAGCUAGUUCUUUCCGGAAAUCCGUGGACUUGCAGCUGCGAGGAGAGAGAUUUUCUGGAAUUCGUUAAGGAGCGAGCAAAAAAUAUUAUAAACGCAUCAGCUGUUCAAUGUGGCGAUUCAGGAAAAUCUAUGAUCGAAGUUGAAGAGAUAGAUAUAUGUCCUUCGGUCCUAAUCUACUAUACAUCCUUCGCCGUCUCUUUGUUAAUAAUAGCUAUAUCAAUUAACGCCUUUAUAUGCUUUAGGCAAUCCAUAUUGAUCUGGUUCUACGAACACGAAAUAUGCCUAGGUCUGGCCGCCCGUAGAGAACUGGAUCAGAAUAAAAAAUUCGAUGCAUUCCUGUCAUUCACUCACCAGGACGAAGAGCUCAUUACAGAAUUCGUAGAUCGACUGGAGAACGGCAAGCACAAGUUCAGACUCUGCUUCUAUCUCAGAGAUUGGUUGGUGGGCGAGUCCAUUCCCGAUUGCAUCAACCAAUCUGUCAAGGACUCCAGACGCAUUAUCAUCCUGAUGACUAAGAACUUCCUGAAAUCCACCUGGGGACGACUCGAGUUCCGGCUGGCUCUCCAUGCCACCUCGAAGGAUCGGUGCAAGCGCCUGAUCGUGGUCCUCUAUCCGGAUGUGGAGAAUUUCGAUGAACUUGACAGUGAGCUAAGGGCCUACAUGGUACUGAAUACUUAUCUGAAGAGAGACAAUCCCAACUUCUGGAACAAGCUGAUCUACUCGAUGCCACAUGUUAUGUUGCGACAACAGCUGCUCAGAAAUACAUCUGAUCUUGAGACAAGGGUAUAA
Molecule: messenger RNA, 3363 nt
Organism: Drosophila subpulchrella
Lineage: Eukaryota; Metazoa; Arthropoda; Insecta; Diptera; Drosophilidae
Gene: Toll-4
Biological process (GO): toll-like receptor signaling pathway; immune response
Cellular component (GO): membrane
Molecular function (GO): transmembrane signaling receptor activity
Source: RefSeq, a predicted model, not a curated record